Aedes aegypti (yellow fever mosquito) is the source of this 2320-nucleotide messenger RNA. Its product is annotated as heat shock 70 kDa protein cognate 3-like. Gene Ontology annotation, biological process: protein refolding; cellular response to unfolded protein; endoplasmic reticulum unfolded protein response. The record is from RefSeq and is a predicted model, not a curated record. Gene Ontology annotation, cellular component: membrane; cytoplasm; endoplasmic reticulum chaperone complex. The coding region runs from base 148 to 2136 and encodes 662 amino acids. Lineage: Eukaryota; Metazoa; Arthropoda; Insecta; Diptera; Culicidae. Gene Ontology annotation, molecular function: misfolded protein binding; heat shock protein binding; ATP binding. The transcript has 3 exons.
AGCAAAACGAAAGCAAAUCCGCGAUUGAAAGUGAAAAGUGAUAAUUUAAAUAUCCGCCUUGGUGCAGUUGUGAAGGAAGAAUUUUGUUGAAAUAGUGAACCCGCAUCUGUGAUAAGCGCAAGGAAGAACAAUAAUCGUCUCCGCAAAAUGCGACAUCUCUCUCCGCAUUGUGCGAUAGCGAUCGCGAUUGCCGUUUUGACGGCUACGGUGUACGCUGCACAGGAAAAGAAAGAACAAGACUACGGUACCGUUAUCGGCAUUGACCUCGGUACAACGUACUCUUGCGUGGGCGUCUACAAGAACGGACGCGUGGAGAUUAUUGCCAACGAUCAGGGCAACCGCAUCACGCCAUCCUAUGUGGCGUUUACCUCCGAUGGUGAGCGGUUGAUCGGCGAUGCGGCCAAGAAUCAGCUCACGACCAAUCCGGAGAACACGAUCUUCGAUGCGAAGCGUUUGAUCGGUCGUGACUUCAGUGAUCCCACAGUGCAGCAGGAUUUGAAACUGUUUCCGUUCAAGGUGGUGGAGAAGAACUCCAAGCCGAACGUUAAGGUCACUACGAACCAAGGUGAAAAGACCUUCACGCCAGAGGAGAUAUCUGCCAUGGUUCUUGGAAAGAUGAAGGAAACUGCCGAAGAAUAUCUCGGCAAAAAAGUGACCCAUGCGGUAGUUACCGUUCCGGCAUACUUCAACGAUGCUCAACGUCAGGCUACCAAAGAUGCAGGAACCAUAGCUGGCUUGAAUGUGAUGCGUAUCAUCAAUGAACCUACGGCUGCAGCUAUCGCUUACGGUUUGGACAAGAAGGAAGGCGAAAAGAACAUCCUGGUGUUUGACCUCGGCGGAGGCACCUUUGAUGUUUCCUUGCUGACCAUUGAUAAUGGAGUCUUUGAGGUUGUUGCCACUAACGGAGACACCCAUUUGGGAGGUGAAGACUUCGACCAACGUGUGAUGGAUCAUUUCAUCAGGGUCUACAUGAAGAAGAACGGAAAGGAUAUUCGACAAGACGUUCGCGCUGUUCAGAAGUUGCGCAGAGAGGUAGAGAAGGCUAAACGUGCCUUGUCAUCCAGCCACCAGGUUCGCAUAGAGAUUGAGUCGUUCUUCCAAGGCGAAGAUUUCAGCGAAACCUUAACUCGGGCCAAGUUCGAAGAGUUGAACAUGGACUUGUUUAGAGCCACCAUGAAACCGGUUCAGAAAGUUCUUGAGGAUGCCGAUAUGAAUAAGAAAGAUGUGGAUGAGAUUGUUUUAGUGGGAGGAUCCACUCGCAUCCCUAAAGUUCAACAGCUGGUCAAGGAAUUCUUCAACGGCAAGGAGCCGUCCCGUGGCAUCAAUCCUGACGAGGCUGUUGCAUACGGAGCUGCCGUUCAAGCUGGCGUGCUUUCAGGCGCUACUGAGACCGAAGGACUUCUGCUGUUAGAUGUAAAUCCGCUGACCCUAGGAAUUGAAACCGUUGGUGGAGUAAUGACCAAGUUGAUUCCACGCAACAGUGUAAUCCCGACGAAGAAAUCGCAGAUCUUCUCAACUGCUUCAGAUAAUCAGCAUACCGUCACCAUUCAGGUCUUUGAAGGUGAGCGCCCAAUGACCAAGGAUAAUCACUUGCUCGGAAAAUUCGACCUCUCUGGAAUUCCCCCGGCGCCACGUGGAAUGCCACAGAUCGAAGUUUCGUUUGAAAUUGACGCAAACGGUAUUCUGCAGGUUUCGGCGGAAGAUAAGGGAACUGGUAAUCGCGAAAAGAUUGUCAUUACCAACGAUCAGAACCGAUUGACUCCGGAUGAUAUUGAGCGCAUGAUUCACGACGCAGAAAGAUUCGCAGAAGACGACAAGAAACUCAAAGAACGGGUUGACGCGCUUCAUGAACUAGAAAGCUAUGCCUAUAAUCUGAAAAACCAAAUCAACGAUAAGGAAAAAUUGGGUUCAAAGCUUUCCGAUGAUGAGAAGAACACUAUUGAAGAGGCAGUCGAUGAGAAGAUCAAAUGGCUAGAUUCGAACCAGAACGCUGAUACGGAGGAACUCAAAAACCAGCGCAAGGAACUCGAAGAAAUCGUUCAGCCGAUCAUCGCUAAUUUGUACGCCAGCGGUGAGAGCUCACCUCAGCCGGAAACUGACGGCGACGACGACGAUCCUUUCAAUGAUGAGCUGUAAUCGAAGCAUUUCAAAGUCACUCUAGUUUACGAAUGGAAUAUUGUUGCUGUUUGCGAAGAAUAAUAGUAUAAGAAAAAUGGAACAAUGAAGAUUAUUUUCAGUCGUCAAAAUGAAGCUGCUAGUACCGUUGGCCCUGGUGGCCGCCGUGGCCGUACUAACCUGUACCGCCGAGGAAAAGAAGGAG